UCAGUUGUGGUCGUGGUUGGUGUGUGUGUGUCGACGCAGUGUUGACCGCCAGGCAGUAGACGACAGUUUGUACAUUGCAUCUUCCCUUACUGUGCCAUAUUUCCCAAGGAGCAAUAACUCCCCCCCCCCAAAAAAAAAAAAAAUGUGCCAAGCAGUGUAUUUAGGUUUGAUGGCAGUGGCACUGAGUCUUGCGCCAGGUGCCACCCAUGCAUCUGUCAGGGUGGCGAGGCAGGCGAGUGUCGAGAGAUCGUUGGGGCUUCCCAGCAACUCCUCCUCCGUCAGACAGAACAUCCGGGACACGUUCAGCUGCGACGGACUCUCCUACGGGUAUUACGCCGAUGUGGAUAACGACUGCCAGAUCUUCCACAUCUGCUACCCUUACCUGCAGGUCGACGGAUCCACGCAGAUGUUCAAGUGGUCCUUCCUGUGUCCAGAACAGACGAUAUUCAACCAGGAAACGCUGACGUGCACAAGACCGGAAGACGCUGUUCCCUGUGAGGAAGUUGCGUCCUUUUACUUCGUCAACGGCGCCUUCGGUAAAGUUGACGAGCCUUUCAGUAGAAACGAGAUUUAGGCCUAUCGUGGCACCCUCCGUGGUACCUUGCUCUCGGCAGGUGUCAAUUUUAUGGUAGUCAUGACGACUACGUGUGCCAGAAUUAUUAUUAAUUUUAUUACUAUUUCUAGUUUUGUAGUUUAUUUUAUGUUAAAUGAUUCUAUGUUCUUUUAUUUUUUCAUAUGAACUGUUCUCGACGCCUUUAUUUUGUCUUUUUGUCCAUCGGCGUUGAGACCUAUGUCAUGGUUGUACGACUGAAUAAAUGUAUUUUCCUA
Penaeus monodon (black tiger shrimp) is the source of this 828-nucleotide messenger RNA. RefSeq lists its product as uncharacterized. Gene Ontology annotation, cellular component: extracellular region. The transcript is spliced from 6 exons. Lineage: Eukaryota; Metazoa; Arthropoda; Malacostraca; Decapoda; Penaeidae. The record is from RefSeq and is a predicted model, not a curated record. Gene Ontology annotation, molecular function: chitin binding. The coding region runs from base 143 to 574 and encodes 143 amino acids.